Molecule: messenger RNA, 2013 nt
Organism: Emys orbicularis (European pond turtle)
Lineage: Eukaryota; Metazoa; Chordata; Testudines; Emydidae
Gene: TTC24
Product: tetratricopeptide repeat domain 24
Exons: 11
Coding region: 1-2013 (670 amino acids)
Molecular function (GO): protein binding
Source: RefSeq, a predicted model, not a curated record
AUGGCUUCGGUAGAAUCCACUGGGUCAGAAGCUCCCCCUGUGGACCCGGAUCCCCCCCCACCUCUGGCCUCCAAGAAGAAGAAGAAAUGGAAGGAGAAGGCCAAGGCCCCUGCGGAGGCAGGGGAAGGAGGAGACAAGCCUCUGAAGAGCCAAGCUGAGAUCGAAGACCUCACCAAGGCAGGCCACCAGGCCCUGUUGCUUGGGGAGGCUCAGGAGGCCUUGGCUUGCUUCAAGAAGGCCUUUCUCUUGUCAUUGGAAAUCCCGAGCGUGCAGGUCCAGAAGGCCUGUGCUUUCAACCUGGGGGCGGCCUACGUGGAGACCGGGAAGCCAGAAAAGGGCCUGGAGUUCCUACUCAAGUCCCAGCCCAAGGAGGGAGAGGCUGGGGAGCACUUGGGGGACCUUUACUUUAACAUGGGGGUGGCCCAUGAGGGGCUACAGGACUUCCCCAAGGCCCUGGAGCAUUUCCGCAAGGCCUUGGGUCACUACUGCCCAACCCAGGCUGGCAACCAGGCCGGUGCCUAUAUGAAGAUGGGCUACUGUUACUUGGGGAUGCAGGACCCUUCACGGGCAGCCCAGUGUUUCCAGGAAGCCGGGCAGGCCUACACCGCGGCUGAGAAGCUAGAAGGUGCCGUGGUGGCCCUGGCUGAGGCCAGUAAUUACAUGCUGCAGAGCCGGUGGUACGGGGCAGGGGAGAUCAUCGAGGUGCUGAACAAAUGCCAGCUGCUGUGUGAGAACAUCCCAAACAAAGUCUUGCUGGGCAAGGUCUACAACGACAUGGGCCUCAGUUAUGCCCAGCUCAAGGUCUUCUCCCUGGCAGCCGAAAGCUUCGAGAAAGCCCUCCCGCUCUGCCAAGCCAACCAGGCAGACCGGCGCAAGGAAGCCGUGGUGCUGCAGAACCUGGGCGCUGCCCACAACACCUUGGAGAACUUCGGCAUGGCUCUGGGGUUCCACCAGAGAGCGGCUUUGCUGCACGGUAUGCUGGGGAACAGAAAGGCUCAAGGUCAGUGUUUUGGCAACUUGGCCUAUGCAUUCAGCCAGCUGGGGGACCAUGAGGCCGCGGGGGAGAACUAUCUGCACGCCAUGCAGGCCUUCAAGGAUUCGGAUGACCUCCCUGGGCAGUGGCAGGCUUGUGAAGGGCUAGGAGCAGCCCGCUUCCACUUAGGAGACCCCGAGAAGGCGAUCCUGCAUUACAAGGAGGCACUAACGUUGCUCUCUAAGUGCCGGGAUGUCCCCGAAACGGCCCAGGAGCGGAUCGUGAACAAGCUCACGGAUGCCGUCCAGUACCAGCUCUCUCUGAACAGCCGCUUCUCCCACGGGGGCGGGAUAGCCGCGGCUGCCCCUCUGAAACACUUUCCUGGGAAGUUACAGACCUCCAGUCAGGUCCGGUUUUCCACAGCACUGGACCAGGGGCAUGGGAACAGGCCCCAGGCAUUGCACCAGGGAAGCAAUUCGUCCUUCGUGAAGCACAUCCCCCCAGCAGAGACCACAGAGGAGCAAUAUGAGUCCGUGCUGGGUGCUUCAAUGCAUCCGAGACCUUCUCCACAGCGAAGGGCCCGGGGUGGCUCACAGCACACUGGGAGGCAGCCUCUGCAGGGACCAAGUUACAGGGCUUCAGAGGUGGGUGCUGCACAGACAACGGUCCUGGGGGAAGGAUCCAUGCUAGAUCACAGAGACCCACGCUGCCGCCCGGUGCUAGCACACAAUCGCUGUGAGGAGCUCAACAGCGCUGUCACGGCUCCAGAAUAUCACAACCAGCCCCAGGCUAAUAGCAAUUUGAACAACACUUACCUGCACCCAGAUCCUUUCUACUACAACUGCCUGCAGAAUGGGAGAUGCCAUCAUUCAUCGAAAAAUUUCACAGGCCCUCACGACUAUGAAACCCUCCGACUGAGAACGAGGACCCUGGAGCGAGCUGCUGCCAACCCAGCUGGAUGUCUCCCUGGCGAGAGACCGGAGCCCUGGCCACAGCAAUGGAGACGCAGGUUCGAGUCCAUAAUGUGCACGCUCAUGUGA